UUGGCACCACUGGCGCACUCCUCCCACAUCCGCCUCUAUGAAAAUGGCGACCGAUAGCACAGGUGACCACGACCAGCCGAUUCCGGACUCCGAAAAGGUUCGGAUCGCCUCCGAUUUCAUUCUUCACUCGCCUCCUGGAGAGUUUAACGAAGUCUUCAAUGACGUGAGGGUGCUGCUCAACAACGACACUUUGUUAAAGGAAGGCGCCUCGGGAGCUUUUUCUCAGUACAACAAAGAUCAACUGACACCCGUGAGAAUCGGCUCUGCUGACCAACACUGUCUGGUCACCGAUCACAAUGAUCUUGGCGGAGGUCGAUUCUUUGACCCCAGGUCAAAACAGAGUUUCAAAUAUGAUCAUUUGAGAAAGGAGGCUUCAGAUUUUGAGCCGUAUGAAAUUGAUGCUUUGGCCGAAUCGUGGCGAUCGGCCCUUGAUUCCGAGCUGACCCAAUACACCACAAACCACUACAAACACGGGGUGAGCAGCGUCUUUGCCAAAUCCAGCGGGUCUUCCAUCACACUCAUUGCCUGCAUAGAAGAUCACCAGUUUCAACCCAAAAACUACUGGAAUGGUCGUUGGCGCGCUCAGUGGUCGUUGACCUUCAUCCCUGGCUCAGGUUCUGCGGAGCUUAAGGGCAUCCUGAAGGUGCAAGUUCACUAUUACGAAGAUGGCAACGUCCAGUUGGUCAGCUCAAAAGAAAUCAAAGCCCCCUUGGUUAUUUCGAAUGAGGCUCAGUUGGCGAAGGAGUGGGUGAAGGUUGUGGAGGAGGCUGAGAGGGAGUACCAGCAGGCCAUCUCGGAGAACUACCAGACCAUGUCGGACACGACGUUCAAGGCGCUGCGUCGCCAGCUGCCGGUCACCCGUACCAAGAUAGACUGGAACAAGAUUGUGUCGUACAGCAUCGGCCGAGAACUGAGGAGCCAGUAGUGAUUUGCAAAAGAAAAUAUUUUCAUCUCUCUCACUCUCUACAAAAGGCACACAAGCAGAGAGUUUAUUUUCCUUCGUUGAUUUGCAUUAUUAAUUUGUUAGUUUGUUGUACGCAUCAAGCAAUGAUUCUAUAUUAUAAUAUUCUCCCUAGUUUUGUUUUUAGAAAAAAGAUCAAAUCAGCCGUUAGGAAAAUAUUUAUGCAAAUUUGAGAGAAAAACUUGGGUCUGGAGUGUUUGCUAUUCGGCCGUUACAAUUACCCUAAAACCACGACCCAGACUUUUCUCCUUUGAUAGUUAUUUGGUUUACUGAGGUAAGCAAAGUGCCUUCGAUUUUGAUUCGUGCCCUUUUUAAUUUUCCAGUAUUCUUACUAAAUGAUAUGGAACGAAAAAAGAAAUGUGUACUUUUAAGAUGGUGAUUUGAAACGCUUUAUUAGGAGUCGUUUCGUUCGCCUAUCUUCAAAUAAUAGCUGAGAGGGUGUGUCCUAUCACUCAGCAUUCCAUCGCCCAGCCUUCUAUUAUGCUUUUAAUCUCCUGUGUAUGUCUUGCCACAGGGAAACCGAAAAUCCUAUGCACGCCAAUCUGAGUGAGCUUUUGUUUUUUGAGUUUUAUGGUGUGUCGUUUUAAGCCCAUACCUUUUGCAAGAAGUUAAUCUUUCCAUCCGCUCACGCAUUUUUCUACUGCUUGAGAUGUGCAUACAUGAAGUGGAAGUCGCCAAAAGAUUGCACUUAAGAUAAUUUUGGAUAAUUUAUUAUUACACUUCCGUAGAGAUUAGAAUCAUUUUUUUAGAUCGUCGCCUCCAAUUGCAAAGAAUCGAAAAGCAUUUAUGUAAUCCAGCAAUUUUUUAUCACAUUUUUUACUACGAAGAUGCCAAACAACCUCAUAAGUAUUUAUAUUCAUUUGCCGUUUUAUUGCGAAAAACUAUUAAUCAAGUCAAUUCGUGACUUCAGCGAUGCUCAAAAUUAAGGAAAACUAGUUCCCCUUAAAAAUAUAUUCUAUGUGUAAAAAUUUAACUGAGAGGGUGUCCUAGUGCAAGUGAGAGUAUAAAAAUGAAUUCGGGUUUCCCUGCUGACUACUAGCUCCAUUUUUGAGGCACACGAUUACGUCCGCAGUUUCUGAUUUGCGAAACCUAACGGAGAGAACAAACUUAAAAUGAAAUCACAACCUCUUUAUCAAGACGAUAGCUGGAUUUAAUUACAAGAAGAAUAACCAUUGUUAGUAAUUAUUAUGCUACUCUGAUUAUCUCUGUUAUUAAUUAAACAUUAAUAAAAAGAAGAUCACCCUUUCUAUUCAGUAGGGGUGUUUAUUUGUACACAAAA
This is a messenger RNA of Neocloeon triangulifer, 2240 nucleotides long. RefSeq names its product F-actin-capping protein subunit alpha (gene cpa). Lineage: Eukaryota; Metazoa; Arthropoda; Insecta; Ephemeroptera; Baetidae. Gene Ontology annotation, molecular function: actin filament binding. Gene Ontology annotation, biological process: actin cytoskeleton organization; barbed-end actin filament capping. The transcript is spliced from 7 exons. Gene Ontology annotation, cellular component: actin cortical patch; F-actin capping protein complex. The coding region runs from base 38 to 925 and encodes 295 amino acids. The record is from RefSeq and is a predicted model, not a curated record.